Messenger RNA from Westerdykella ornata, 1758 nucleotides. RefSeq lists its product as uncharacterized. The coding region runs from base 1 to 1758 and encodes 585 amino acids. Gene Ontology annotation, molecular function: RNA binding. Gene Ontology annotation, biological process: mRNA cis splicing, via spliceosome. NCBI's taxonomy places the organism in Eukaryota, Fungi, Ascomycota, Dothideomycetes, Pleosporales, Sporormiaceae. Gene Ontology annotation, cellular component: precatalytic spliceosome. The record is from RefSeq and is a predicted model, not a curated record. The transcript is spliced from 3 exons.
AUGCCCCAACAGAUCAAGCGGCCGCAGCCGAAGAAUGUCAAUCCCCCUAAGAGGCCCCUUGCUCCCAGGCCACAGAACGCGCCGGACACGCAACCAACCGCGACUUCCACUCCUGCUGCGCCUGCGAAUUUAGAGCAGCGGAGUAUUGAUUACUAUCGAAACACGGAGGACGAUGAUAUCGCCAUUAACGAAGCGCGGACGCAACAGAACCGAGAGGCAAGACGAAGGAAGAAAGAGGAGGAGAAGUUUGAGAAGAUGUACGGUAAAUGGGAUACGAAGUCGGAGUAUAAGUUGAAGUAUCCGACUAACUUGGCUGCAUACGAAGCUAAAGGUGAAUACGAAGAGAAGCUUAACGACUUCAUUGCAUAUCUCCGUUUCCAUCACAACCCGGAGGAUGUCGCUGAGAUCACCGAGCGAGACCUGUCUUCAGAGUCAAAUUCCGUCUCCCCGCCUCCUGCUCGGGACUCAGACUUUGCUCCGCGCUCUGGCCUUUCUUCCACGUCGUCUCCUCUGCCAUCGGUGCCACUGGAAUCGAACAUGCCAAUCCCUCGGACUGCGGACGAGGCUUACGGCUUCGGAGCUCGUCUUCCCCAGGAAAUGGUCGAGGAAUUUGCGACAGCAAUUCUGCCAGCGUCGGAACCUUCGUCGAGGGAUCAGGCUCAGUCCCAUACCUCUUCGGCGGCUGUGGAACGAAACCCACUAUUUGCGCCCCCGACAUUCAAUGACUUCGCUUCUCCUCGUCCGGACGCAGUUGACACUGCCCAAGCUUCGCAGCAAACCACUCGAAAACCUAGCGCGACAGAUAUGGGUUCAGUUGUUACUCAAUCUGCUACUGCGCCUCCAGCUCCGUCGGCACCGCCGCCUGCGGUUCAACCUCGUGCCCAGAUGCCGGUUGAUAUUUCCGAACAGAUCCGCAAGGCUAAAGAAAUAGCUGCCCGCGCGAAACGAUCACCUCCCCCGCCCCCAAUCGUGGCUCCGGCUGAGGCGUUACCGCCGCCACCACCACCACCCCCACCACCGACACAGCCUCCUGCACCCCGAAAAGCGUACAGCCACACCAUUGGUGCUCCGCCAGUGCAUUACACUGCAACGAUCUCCGCCGAUCCUGUCCAUUAUGCCCGGCCCCUGGAACCGGAGCCAAAGCCUAGGGACGACAAGCUCGAGCGACCCUCCAAAAAGCAGAAGAGGGAAGAACCUCCGAAGCCCAGUAAGGCUGCGCUCAUGAUGGCAAAGAUGGGCUACGUCAAAGGUCAAGGUCUAGGCAAGAAUAACGACGGUGUAACUACCCACCUGGAGGUCAGAAUGAGGAAAGAUGCCGGUGGCCGCCAGAACUGGAGCGAUGACUUUGACGAUGAUUCCAACGGUGAGAAGGACAGGAUCAAAUCCCAGCAAGUGUUUGAUAUCACUGGUGGUCUGCGGACUCGUGAGAAGGAUCAUGGACCUUUUGGCGAACCUUCUCGUGUAGUUGUUGCAUGGGGUUGUGUUGAUGGUGUUGAUCUGGAUCAGGAUGCAGAACGGGACGACGGAGGUAUCCGCCAGGAAAUGGGCGAAGCUUUCGAUACAAAGUUCGGCACUAUCUCCCGCAUCCACUUCGACCCAUCCAGCGCCACGCGUCCCGUAUACAUUGAGUUCGCGAAUGAACUCAGUGCCCUAAAUGCCGUCAACAGGUUCAAAGAGGGCUAUGAAUUCCAGGGACGGAAGAUCCGUGCUCAAUAUUACGACGAGACCAAGUUCAGCAACAUGAUCUACGACCACUAG